Messenger RNA from Manis pentadactyla (Chinese pangolin), 5995 nucleotides. It is a transcript of the gene LRATD2, whose product is annotated as LRAT domain containing 2. The record is from RefSeq and is a predicted model, not a curated record. The coding region runs from base 1327 to 2259 and encodes 310 amino acids. Lineage: Eukaryota; Metazoa; Chordata; Mammalia; Pholidota; Manidae. The transcript is spliced from 3 exons.
CUCCUAGGAUAUUUAACAAAUAGUGCGCCGGUCUUGGAAGGAAGCCAGCAACUAAGUCUUCGUUCUGUUUUAUACUAUUUCCUUUCCGUGAAAAAAAAUUUUUUUUUUCUACACUAAAGUUUCACAGUACUCAUUCUGGAAAUAUCUGUAAAACUGAAGCACUUCUAAAGCUGUCCCACUAAAAAACCUUUUUUAUGACCUCUGGCAAGAAAUGCGAUCUAGGACAGAAAAAUGACUGUUUCUGCCUCUCCAGGUAGAAAGCAGCAGCGAAGGGAAACGGAACAAAUACAAACUAUUCUUUCCUCUCUCAUCUCUACACUGGUAGGUGGCGUUUGCCUUCCAACUUCUUUUUAAAGCCCACAGCUCGGAAAAAUACGAAAUGGCCAAGCAGCGACGAGCCCACAGCCAGCCCGCACUCUAAGAAGACAAGCAAUGGCUCCAGCGGCCAGCGUACAAUCCCGCGCCGGGAGUGACAACCCUGCCUGCGGGUAAACUAUUUACCACGGAAUUUAAAUCCGCUCCGGGGCGGGGGCGUGGCCUGGGCGGAGCCCCACGGCCCGGAUGGGCGGGGAGAGGGCGGGGAUCCCGGAGGCUCUGCGCGGGGCGGGUAAGACCCGGGCUCCGGGAGCACGCGCCUGUCUCUUUAAAUGCCAGGGGCUGCGCUCCCGCCCGGGGCGCCUGGAGCCGGAUCUACAAUCCCCUCCCUCCCGCUCCGGCGCUUGUUGCUCGCCGAGUCCGAGCUGGAGCUGCCGCCGCCGGGUAGCGAAGCUGCCUCCUGCACCCCGUUCUCUCACCCCACCUCCCCCGAGGGCAGGUUGAGGGGGAGCAGCAGCCCCAGCAGGAGGUGGGGGGUGCUGUGUGAACAGGCAUUGCACCCCACCGUCAACUCUUGAGGCUGAGGCGCUACGUAACCGCGGGGGCAAGACAUGCGUGGCCGCCCCCUGCCCAGCCUGGCUGCCGCCCGCGCCGGGAGAAGAGGGACUGCGGAUCCCACACCGGCAAACUCGCCCUAGAAGUCUCAAGGGGCGGCGGGGGUGUCCCUCGCGAUUCCCCACGGCCUCCACCUCCCGGCGGCUGAGUUUUCGCAGGUAACCCGAGCUAGAGGGCGCGCGCGGGGGAAGGGCGGGCGAGGCCGGAGGAGACGGUGCUGCAGGUGAGCCAGUCUAGGCAGGUAAGGCGCUGGCGGAAGCAGAAGGAGCUGCUGAUGCAAUGGGCUUUUGCCUGAGUGAGGUGGUCUCAGCCCCUGUCCGGGGUCCCGCGCCAAUGACCCUAGUAGUGGUUUCACUUUCUCCCCUCUCGGCGGUGUGACCGCGUGUCCGCAGCGUGAUGGGUAACCAGGUGGAGAAACUGACCCACCUAAGUUACAAGGAAGUUCCCACAGCCGACCCUACCGGCGUGGACCGGGACGACGGGCCUCGCAUCGGCGUCUCCUACAUCUUCUCCAACGACGACGAGGACGUGGAGGCGCCGCCACCCCAGGGACCCGAUGGCGGCGGCGGUUUGCCCGACAGCGGGGACGGGCCGCCGCUGCCCACGCCGCAGCCCUACGACCCGCGGCUGCACGAGGUGGAGUGCUCCGUGUUCUACCGCGACGAGUGCAUCUACCAGAAGAGCUUCGCGCCGGGCUCCGCGGCGCUGAGCACCUACACGCCCGAGAACCUGCUCAACAAGUGCAGGCCUGGCGACCUGGUGGAGUUUGUGUCGCAGGCGCAGUACCCGCACUGGGCUGUAUAUGUGGGCAACUUCCAAGUGGUGCACUUGCACCGGCUGGAGGUGAGCAACAGCUUCCUGACGGACGCGAGUCAGGGCCGACGUGGCCGCGUGGUAAACGAUCUGUAUCGCUACAAGCCGCUGAGCCCCAGCACCGUGGUGCGUAACGCGCUGGCACACGUGGGCGCCAAGGAGCGCGAGCUGAGCUGGCGCAACUCCGAGAGCUUCGCCGCCUGGUGCCGCUACGGCAAGCGCGAGUUCAAGAUCGGCGGCGAGCUGCGCAUCGGCAAGCAGCCUUACCGGCUGCAGAUCCAGCUCUCCGCACAGCGCAGCCACACGCUCGAGUUCCAGAGCUUGGAGGACCUGAUCAUGGAGAAGCGGCGCAAUGACCAGAUCGGGCGUGCAGCUGUGUUGCAGGAGCUCGCCACGCACCUGCACCCCGCCGAGCCGGACGAGGGCGGCAGCGACGCCGCGCGGACUACGCCGCCUCCCGGGCGCCACCCUGCGGCCGGCCGAGAGGAGGAGGGCCGAGAGGCGGUGGUGCACUGACAGGGAAGCCGAGGUGCAGAGCUGUGAAAGGGCGCUCUUUGAAGCAGCCGCUGCCCCCUCCCUCUGACGCCCUCCUCCACCACCUUCUGGGCCCCAUCUGGGUUCCUGGGCCAUUUGGAAAAAGGAAUGUUGGCGAAGUGUGCUUCCAGCUGUGACUUGAGCUUGUUAUCCUGGACGGAGGAGGAAGAGGGAGCAGGUAGGAACUUCGAUUGGAGGCACUUCCUGCCUUCCCGCCCAAUCUGUGUGUUUCCCAGAUGGGGCAAACUGUGGACUGGCCUGACACUUUAUCCCUGCUGGACCUGGGUCCAAAAUGGACCCUUCUUUAUGCACGUGGGGGUGGAGAAAGUUUGGAGUACCAACCGCCUGCCAUUGCCUCUCCUGCGCUCCGGCCAUGGGCUUGGAGGAUGCCCUGGCUAAGGCCAGAGUGGGUUUGUGACAGCAAGUGGAUUUGUGGCAGCGUCUGGCCAGCACAGAGAGUCCUUAUCUGCUACCCCCGCGGAGCUGUGUGUGGGAUGCAGGAGGCAGAAUGAUUUAUGAGAUUCCUGGGGUGAAAAGCUGGGGAAACCAGGACUAGGUCUGGGAGCAGCAGACCGAAACCAAGCAGCCCCCCAUGAAGUGUAACGAAUAGUUGAGUAAACUUGUGCUACAAAACAAAGACUUGCUACCUCCCUCCUUCCCAUCUCCGAGUAAUUCAUCCUCAGGAGCUGGUGUCUAGCUGGGUCUCCUGCUCCACCCGCCACUUCCCAGGUUACAAGUAAAUCAUUGUCUCGGGCUGGCUAGGGGAAGGAUUCAAUUAUGGUUCCUGUUUCGCUUCCUUUGUUUCUCGCCUGCUAGUGUAGGCACUUAAAGCUGCAUAGUUUGUUAUCAAAUGAGGGAAUAGCCCUUUGUGUCUGUGAUCUAAUUAAACCUGCUGGGCUGUGCUCAUCUGCAGGUCACACGUGGGGUUGUCUGGUGCCGCCCCGUAAAGCAUCCACUACAGAAGCAGCUAAACAGGGUUGCCCUGGAAGGAGGUAGUCAGUCUCCUCCCUCUCCUCACCUAACGCCCUUCCUUGUGAGUAAAGGUAACCUUUUUAAAGUGUAAGGCUUUGGUGGUGGGCCUGGGAAUUUUUUUCCCCUUACUCGCACUUGUUUUCUGCUCCUGGUAAAAAUCUUAGGCCUGAGACAUUUCAAUGACAACGUAUUUACUUUGCUAGCCACAACUGAUGGAAUUUAAUUCGAGAUGCAAAGCCUUGUUCUGUUGCAGCAGGCUCCCUGUUGCCUGUAGAACAUCCCUUAAGAAUGCUUUCUUAAUUAAGGGGGAUGCAGCAGCCACAAAGGCCACUUUGUGUAGUCAGCAACAAGUCUCGUACAGUCCUAAAGCACAGGUUGGUGAUAGUGGGAUCUGUGGGUAGCAGGCUGGCUGAUUCUACCUGGAUCUGCUGCUGAACUACUGUUGGCUUUAUUCUGAGGCUUUGAAAAAUUUUAGUUUGUCCCGUGUUCAUGUGAACUCUAAUGACGCAUGCCCUCAAUUUUGGAAUGCUUCUCUGCUGCCCCAAGGCACUGGUAAUGGUGUUUCAAAAGUUGAGUCAAGUUUUUGUUGGGAGUCAUUGUAGAUUACACUGUCGUUUUGUGACAAUUCUUACAGCUGGAGUAGAAUCACACUUUGAGUGUUCUACAGCCUUGGUCCUCCUCGGGCCUUCUCUACGUCAAGGCAACAGGACUUAAAGCAUUUCCUUGUGUACUUUCUUUCAGAUUUGGGAAGUUGAGGCCAUAAGUUUUAAAAGCCUACCCCGUCAUAGCACCUCAGCAUGAAAUAAUUUAGUUACAAGGUCCUUAGUUAUGUUCCCAGCUUUUACAGGGAACAACAAACAAGUCCUAUCACUUUGACUAUUUAAGUGUGGUUCAUCUUUAUCUUAGUCUGGGAUUUGGGAGAGAUGUCAAUCUAUUGUUGGAAAUGUAGAUCUAGUUUCCAUGUUUAAUAAUCUCACAGUUUUUGUGUUUAUAUUUUCUUGCUUGUGGAAAAGUGGAGCCAGAUACGGGUAAUUAAGAGAUCCUGCUAUACCUACCAGAUUGGGAUUUUCUUUUAUGCUUAAUGCAUAGUGAAAGUUGAAAGUAAUGACCAGUGAGGAGAUGGCAGGAGGGAAGAACAGAAACAGAAAAAUGCUCUGGCAGCUGUGGGCUGGCCAGCCAGCUUUUUUCCACUCCCUCUUCUCUGUCUUCCUUCUUUGCCCUCAAAUGGAAAGUGAGUGUCAUUGAUCACACUGAGAUAUGACAGUGACUGUCAGUUGUUACAGAAGAACUGCUUUUUGUGGGAAGUCUCAACCUGAAGAAGAGCUCCUGUAAAAUCCACACUAAUAGUAGCAUUCUGCCUCUAGAGAAGAGGUUUUUGAUAACAGAAGAGGAACUAGAUCUACUCCAGAUACUGCUUUCCCAUGGAAUGCCAGUGUUUUACCAGGUGACCAGAGAUGAGAAAUCUGUAAUACUUGGGCACAGUGAUUCCAUUGGAAGCUUUCUUAGGGUUAAAACACUUAGAGGAACAGUCAACCAGUGGAAGCUUCAAGGGGAAUUCACUCAACUCUUGGCUCUUUCCUCAAAACAGCAGUGUUGUGGAUAAGCGAGUUUUUAAUGCCCAAGCAAUGGCUACAUCUGGCACUUAAAAAGAAAAAUAAACACGUUUAAUAAUUUUUGUUUCUCUCUAGGAAUAAGACUUUAGAACUAUUUUGUACUGUGAAUUACAGAUGUUCUUUGAAGGAAAGAAAUACUGGUUCUAACGUUCUUCAGAAUCUGUGGCAGGGAUAAAAAGCAGGAUACCUGACUGGAACAUAGGCUAAAUGUAAUCAAAUUCUAUUUUCUUACUCAAGCAAAUAUUUUCUUGAGACUGCUUAUGUAUGUCAAAGGAGCCCACAACUUCAGCUACAUGACUUUUUGUAUUGAGAGAACUCAUACUUUUUGUAGCUUUUCGUCUACGUUUAAUUUGAAGUGACUUUAUAGCACUAAAAUGCCUAGCAGAAGACUUUACUCCAGACCUUUAAGGAAAUUUUUAGUUUUUAUGAAAAAUGACACUUUAGUGGUUAAACUUCUCAUGUCUUUGGUGCGUGUGGCCCUAAAAGCACCAUUGGACAGCUCCACAACCACAUGGAAACAUAUUUUUGGAAGCAAAACUUUAAUUUUAUAUGACAUGUUAUAAAGAGUGAAGAAAAUUUAAGGACUACUUGUUUUCUAUUUUUUUCUUAAAAUGGAAUCCACUGUGUUGAAGACUCUUGAUAUUAAUGUGAUUGUCUAACUGUUUUUUAUACAUUAAUAUAAAAUCUCGUGUAAUCAUGGUCAUUGAAUGGAUUUGUUUGGAAAGUUACACUUUAUUUGAGAGGUAUUUUUUUUUUAAAUCAGGGUGACUGUAAACCUGACUAGUUUAUUCAACUUUUCAUUAUAUUGUUUCAUUCUUAGUUAUAAUAGUCAUGACCCAUGGAGAAUUACGUUGACUAAUAUAAGUCCCACGUGUAUUUUGUUUCCCAGUGAGUUGUGUGAACUUUAUUUUUGUUGAAGAUUGUAUGUUAAACCAAUGUUUUGUCCUAAUACCACUUCUUGAGAAGGAGGUUCUCAUUUGAAAUUGUAUCAUUUCCUUCAAAAUGAAGGGCAAUGCUUAGUUAAAUAAAAGAUUGAUGACAUCUUCUAAGCCAUUUUCUCUUUACUCACUCUUGUUAAAAUCUGUCAAAUCCUUUUGAAAACUCUAUAAAGUUCCAAUAAACCAUCUAUGAGA